AUCUUCAAAUUAUAAUUCAAAUUCAAAUAUAUCAUUUCACUCUUCAUUUCCUUCAUCGUUCUUCUUGCUGCAAACUACAAUAUAAUUGGUUUUAAUUUUCUUUACAAGAUCCAUGGGCAAGGAAAAGGUUCACAUCAACAUAGUGGUCAUCGGACAUGUCGAUUCCGGCAAGUCCACCACCACCGGACAUCUCAUAUACAAGCUCGGAGGCAUCGACAAGCGUGUGAUCGAGAGGUUCGAGAAGGAAGCGGCGGAGAUGAACAAGAGGUCGUUCAAAUAUGCAUGGGUGCUCGACAAGCUCAAGGCGGAGCGCGAGCGCGGUAUCACCAUUGAUAUCGCCUUGUGGAAAUUCGAGACCACGAAAUAUUACUGCACUGUUAUUGAUGCACCGGGACAUCGUGAUUUUAUUAAGAAUAUGAUCACCGGUACUUCUCAGGCUGAUUGUGCUGUUCUUAUUAUUGAUUCGACCACCGGUGGUUUUGAAGCUGGUAUUUCUAAGGACGGUCAGACUCGUGAGCAUGCUCUUCUCGCUUUUACUCUCGGUGUUAGGCAAAUGAUUUGCUGCUGCAACAAGAUGGAUGCUACUACUCCCAAGUACUCUAAGGGCAGGUAUGAAGAAAUUGUUAAGGAAGUCUCCUCAUACCUCAAGAAAGUUGGAUACAAUCCAGAGAAGAUCCCUUUUGUGCCCAUCUCCGGGUUCGAAGGCGACAAUAUGAUCGAGAGGUCCACGAAUCUCGACUGGUACAAGGGUCCAACUCUCCUCGAAGCUCUCGACAUGAUCAAUGAGCCGAAGAGGCCAACAGACAAGCCUCUCCGUCUCCCACUUCAGGACGUUUACAAGAUCGGUGGUAUCGGAACUGUCCCCGUAGGUCGUGUCGAGACUGGUAUCCUCAAACCGGGUAUGGUUGUGACUUUCGCACCCAGUGGAUUGACAGCUGAAGUUAAGUCGGUCGAGAUGCACCACGAGGCUCUCCAGGAGGCUCUCCCGGGUGACAAUGUGGGGUUCAAUGUGAAGAAUGUUGCUGUGAAGGAUCUUAAGAGGGGUUAUGUUGCAUCAAACUCUAAAGAUGAUCCUGCAAAGGAAGCUGCAAACUUCACAUCUCAGGUUAUUAUCAUGAACCACCCUGGUCAGAUUGGGAAUGGAUAUGCUCCGGUUCUUGAUUGCCACACCUCUCACAUUGCUGUCAAAUUUGCUGAGAUUUUGACCAAGAUUGAUCGCCGAUCCGGUAAGGAGCUCGAGAAGGAGCCUAAGUUUUUGAAGAAUGGCGAUGCAGGGAUAAUUAAGAUGGUCCCAACCAAGCCCAUGGUUGUGGAGACAUUCGCAGAUUACUCUCCAUUGGGUCGUUUUGCUGUUAGGGACAUGCGCCAGACGGUUGCAGUUGGUGUUAUCAAAAGUGUUGAGAAAAAGGAUCCUACUGGAGCUAAGGUCACCAAAUCUGCUGCUAAGAAAGGGGGAAAAUGAGAUGUGAAGUUGGUAAAACAGAGUCUUGAAAGUGGUUUAUGUCUAGUUAUUAUUGAUUAUAUUGGUGUUAUGUUUUCUUUGAAGUGUUCAAUUACUAGUGGUAAUUUUUGUUUGUGUGUACAUGGUCUAGUUGCUGCCCACAUUUAGGCCUUGCACUGCCUGUGGGUUAGCAGUUCUGUUAUAAGUAGGUCUUGGUAUAUACUUGAGAUUUGCUUUCGUAUGCCUCCACCUUGUGGUUCUACAAUUUAUAUUAUGUUAGUGAAAGAAUCAGAAUUUUUA
Molecule: messenger RNA, 1741 nt
Organism: Mercurialis annua (annual mercury)
Lineage: Eukaryota; Viridiplantae; Streptophyta; Magnoliopsida; Malpighiales; Euphorbiaceae
Product: elongation factor 1-alpha
Exons: 3
Coding region: 113-1462 (449 amino acids)
Biological process (GO): translational elongation; translation
Molecular function (GO): GTP binding; GTPase activity; translation elongation factor activity
Source: RefSeq, a predicted model, not a curated record